CCAUCUGUCACUGUCACAUUCACGUUUUUACCUAGAAAAAAUUUAUAAACAAUGUGCGAAGUGCGAUUUUAUUUCUAAUUCAUUAUAAUAGUAUACGAAAAUGGGUCAAGAAACGUAUUUCGAACUGACAAAAAGAGCUGUACCUAUCAUCAAGAACGAAACUUCUCACAUAAAAUGGCGAAAUUCAGUAAUUACUGUUGUCACCAACAAACGCAUACAUUUUCUCGAAUAUGCUUAUAAUUUGGAGUGUUUGGAAAGGCAUAUAGACUUCAAUGAAUUUUCUAUGGCUAGCCCUAAGAACAGUCCGGCGACAGGUGUAUGUAAAGCCAAGUUUUUGAAGUCAGAAAUGCGGAAUUUGGACUACACAGAAAUGAUAGUCGACUCAGCCUUUUGGCCACAUAAUCCUGCUUUAGCUCAAGAAAUGACCAGUGCGGUGAUGUGUAAAUGGUCACCACUGAAUAAAUCAAAAGGUGAAUGUGUGUUAGCAGUCCUAAAUAACAUUGGUGGGGUUGAAUUCUUGACGGAACAACAAUGUCAGUGGACUAGCAUUUUGAAUCUAUCUCCUUACAUGAUAAAGGUUUUAGAACAUAAUAAAGCAGUAAAAUCCUUUGAAGAGCUUAAAGAAUCUGUGUAUAUACUUGAAACAUCAGCCAUAUGUUGGGCAAGAGAAUUCAAUGCAAAUAAUUCAUGCUACUUCGUAACAGCGCAGAAAAGUGGCACAGUUCUAUUUUGGCAAUUAUUUGAUAAUAAAGAUGUAGAUUAUGUUAAAGUGAAAGGACGCAUAGAAACUAAUAUGAAGGAUAUAACUGCAAUUAAAUGGAUACCAAAAUCAGAAAACACAUUUUUUCUAAUAUGUGCCGACGUGUUGGGGCAAAUCUACGCUUUUGAUAUGCAAAUAGAAAAUGAGACUUUAAGUCUUAUAGAUGGUGUCCCGCUUUGGCCCCACAAAGAUAGGAUGAUUGCCAUCAGUUUAAAAUACACCAUCAUUAACAAUCAUAUUGUUUUCAUAUGCGGUAAACAUAGGCACUUACUUGUCCAAGUCAUUGACGAUAAAGGAAAGAAAAUAUCAGAAUACAUAAAUAAUAUUAAUGACCACCGAAUAACAGACAUCUGCUACACAGAAGAAGGAAUUUAUUUAUCAACAGUGAACGUCAAAAUAUACAAAAUUAAUGUAACACUGGAUGACAGUAAUUUGAACGUGGGUUUAACACAAUUACACCUCAAAGAUCCGUAUUCAACAUACGAAUUGUAUAGUAUGCAAUUCUCAAGGAACAAUGUUGUGUGUGCAUUAGCAAUGAAUGACCGAAAAGUUCUAAGCAGAAAAGAAGCCUACCGAUUAGAAGUUAUUUUCAUCAGUACAGAAUCAAAACUUGAAUCAAUGCUACCAACACUCUUAAACAAUCCGACAGAGAAAUUAACAUACUACUGGGAUUGCAUUGAAGUUCUACGAUUUCAGAUCAAUAAGUUCAGAAUAAUUCCUAAGUUAGACUAUACUAAACUGUACGAAGAAGCCAAACAAAAUCUUUAUAAGCUAAAAGUAUAUUAUAUACUCAUGAUUUAUAUUACAAACCUGAGAAAGGUUUUAAGAAUACAUUCAGAAUUAAUUUUACCAGAAACGUCUCGGGAUACCAUAAAAGAAAGAAUGCUAUAUUUACAUGCAAACAUAUUGCUUAGUAAGUUAUGUAAGAAAUUCAAAACUGAGGGAAACCGCAAUAAUUUGGAUAUGGAAACUUUACAAGGUAGUAAAAAAUAUUUAGAGUUUUAUGAGAAAAAAUAUAAAAUCGAGAUCGGAUGUGACAAUAAUGUACGUGAAUGUGAAAAUUUGUUCACGGAGAACAAAUGUGAGUAUAUUUGUCAAUGUUGUGAUGAAAAACUUGAAGGAUUGACAUGUAAAGAUGGACAUUUAAACAUGUUGUGUAUGAUCACUUUUACUCCGAUAACGGGCGAUGAUUAUUUGUACUGCCGGAGCUGUGGGUCUACCGCUCGAUCUGAUUUAAACAGUGAAAAUGUGUUAUGUACUUUCUGUGAUCUACACUUAGUUAAAACUGAUUGAAUUCCUUUGUUUGUGGAAUUAAAAUUGAGUUGUUUCUAA
Molecule: messenger RNA, 2092 nt
Organism: Helicoverpa zea (corn earworm)
Lineage: Eukaryota; Metazoa; Arthropoda; Insecta; Lepidoptera; Noctuidae
Exons: 1
Coding region: 101-2053 (650 amino acids)
Molecular function (GO): protein binding
Source: RefSeq, a predicted model, not a curated record